This is a messenger RNA of Triticum urartu, 2129 nucleotides long. Its product is annotated as cationic amino acid transporter 1. Lineage: Eukaryota; Viridiplantae; Streptophyta; Magnoliopsida; Poales; Poaceae. Gene Ontology annotation, biological process: transmembrane transport; amino acid transport. Gene Ontology annotation, cellular component: plasma membrane. The record is from RefSeq and is a predicted model, not a curated record. Gene Ontology annotation, molecular function: L-lysine transmembrane transporter activity; L-glutamate transmembrane transporter activity.
CCUCCUUAAAACCCCGCGCGCAGCACGCGCCUUGACCACUCCCGCCCAUCUCCUCUCCGCGACACGACCAAGCGGACGCCCCGAGGGAGCCCGCCCAGAGCCAGACAAACCAGCCCAUACACAAGAGCCGGGACAGGAAGAGAGCCCAUCGACGGCCAUGGCGAUGGGCGCCGAGGCCGGCGGCGGCGGCGCGCGGCGGCGCGGGUGCGCGUGCGCCAAGGCGGACUUCUUCCCGGAGGAGUCGUUCUCGAGCUGGGCGGCGUACGGGCGCGCGCUGCGGAGCACGGGGCCGCGGCUGGCGGACCGCCUCACGUCGCGCUCCCUGGAGGCCACGGAGCUGCACGAGGUGCGCGCGCGGAGCGGCGCCGACAUGAAGCGCGACCUCACCUGGUGGGACCUGGCCUGGUUCGGCGUGGGCGCCGUCAUCGGCGCCGGCAUCUUCGUGCUCACGGGGCAGGAGGCCAAGGAGGUGGCCGGCCCCGCCGUCGUCGUCUCCGGCGUCUCCGCCAUGCUCUCCGUCUUCUGCUACACCGAGUUCGCCGUCGAGAUACCCGUCGCAGGCGGUUCGUUCGCGUACCUCCGGGUGGAGCUGGGCGACUUCAUGGCGUUCGUGGCGGCGGGCAACAUCCUCCUCGAGUACUGCAUCGGCGGCGCGGCGGUGGCGCGCGCCUGGACCUCCUACUUCGCCACGCUGCUCAACCACCAGCCCGGCGACUUCCGCAUCCACGCCCCCGCCCUCUCCCCCCACUACUCCGAGCUCGACCCCAUCGCCGUCGUGGUCAUCACGCUCAUCUGCGCCCUCGCCGUCCUCAGCACCAAGGGCUCCUCUCGCUUCAACUACCUCCUCUCCAUCCUCCACCUCGCCGUCAUCGCCUUCAUCAUCGUCGCCGGCCUCACCAAGGCCGACACGUCCAACAUGCGCGACUUCACGCCCUUCGGCACCCGCGGCAUCUUCGCCGCCUCAGCCGUCCUCUUCUUCGCCUACAUCGGCUUCGACGCCGUCAGCACCAUGGCCGAGGAGACCAGGAACCCCGCCCGCGACAUCCCCAUCGGCCUCGUGGGGUCCAUGGCCGUCACCACCGCGCUCUACUGCGUGCUCGCCGUCACGCUGUGCCUCAUGCAGCCCUACGGCGCCAUCGACAAGGACGCGCCCUUCUCCGUCGCCUUCGCCGACCGGGGCAUGGACUGGGCCAAGUACGUCGUCGCCUUCGGCGCGCUCAAGGGGAUGACCACCGUGCUGCUCGUCAGCGCCGUCGGCCAGGCGCGCUACCUCACGCACAUCGCCCGCACGCACAUGAUGCCGCCCUGGCUCGCGCAGGUGCACCCCAGGACCGGCACGCCCGUCAACGCCACCGUCGUCAUGCUCCUCGCCACCGCCGUCAUCGCCUUCUUCACCGACCUCGGCAUCCUCGCCAACCUCCUCUCCAUCUCCACGCUCUUCAUCUUCAUGCUCGUCGCCGUCGCGCUGCUCGUCCGCCGCUACUACGUCACCGGCGAGACCACCGCCGCCGACCGCAACAAGCUCGUGGCCUGCAUCGCCGCCAUCCUGGCCACGUCCGUGGCGACGGCCACGUGCUGGGGCCUGAACGUGGACGGGUGGGUGCCGUACGCGGUGACGGUGCCGGCGUGGCUGGCGUCGACGGUGUGCCUGUGGGCGCUGGUGCCGCAGGCGAGGACGCCCAAGCUGUGGGGGGCGCCGCUGGUGCCGUGGCUGCCGUCGGCGUCCAUCGCCAUCAACAUCUUCCUGCUGGGCUCCAUCGACGCCAAGUCGUUCGAGAGGUUCGGGAUAUGGAGCGCCGCGCUGCUCGUCUACUACCUCUUCGUCGGCCUGCACGCCUCCUACGACGAGGCCAAGGCGAUCGCCGCGGAGGCCCGCGCCGGCAAGGUGGAGGACGGGGACGCUGGGCAGAUGGCGCCGCCGACCAACGGCAAGUGAUACUAGAUAUCAUCAGCGCGCGGUUCGUCGCCCCAUACAUAAGACGUGAAAUUGUGAAUCAUAGUGGGAUUGUAUAGUAGAGUGUGUCAGUAUGAUAUGCACAUGCACCAUCGACCAGAACCUACUCGAGUACCCGUGGAAUUGCAACCGUGUGACAAGUUUAUGUUAGGAUGACAAGGUAAAUCUCCUAAAA